UUUCCAUCCAGAGAGCAGAGAGAGAGAGAGGAGGAAGAAAAGAGCAGAAAGAGAAGAAGCACCACACCGAGGUUUUGCUUUAAUAAAAAGGGAACCCUCUGCUACUAUACCAGGAUAUAAACACACCUUCCAGGAGGAGAUAACUGCAGCUAUCACCUUUCUUUCACGGCUGAUCAGUGCCUGAAGAGGAUGAUGCUCUCCUGAAUCCCCCCUCGCUCACCCCCCCCCACCCCCUUCAUCCUCCUCACCACCGCCUCAAUCAUGAACCACACCCCUAGCCCCCACCUGUCCGAUGGCGGUAAGUCGCCCGGAGGCGGCGGCGGUCUGCUGUGCAGCCUGGGUCUGGGGUCCGACAGGGGGAUCCGCUCCCCGGACAGCCUCACCCACACCCCCAGCCCCACCGGAGGAACCCCCAGCUCCAGCCCCCCGCUGCUGCUGUCGCCCGGGCUGGGAGGCUUCGGGCUGAUAUCCCUGGGAUCCCUGGGCGAGGGGGCCGGGGCCGACUGGGAGAGCAGGGAGGAGCUGAGGCUCAGGGAGCUGGAGGAGGCUCGGGCCAGAGCGGCCCAGAUGGAGAAGACCAUGAGGUGGUGGUCGGAUUGCACCGCCAACUGGAGAGAGAAGUGGAGCAAGGUUCGUUCGGAGCGUAACCGCGCACGUGACGAGGUUCGUCAGCUGAGGCAGCGGCUGGACACCCUCACCAAGGAGCUGACUAGCGUCCGGCGGGAGCGGCAGGAACUGACCUCAGAGAACGAGACGCUACGGCAGGAGACGCUGCGCCUCCGCGGCGACCUCGCCACCGACGCUCCUCCUCCUCCAUCUGCCACUUCUCCAUCUUCCUCCCCCGCACACCCUCGCGGCGCGUCCUCCUCCUCCUCUCCGUCUUUACCUCCCUCCUCCCCGGCCUCCUCCUCCUCCUCUAAGGUCAACGCUGACGGCAAGCUGGACAGGGUGGGGGAGGGACCGCCGGGGUCUCCGGAGCCAGAACCGGUGAGGGACGUGGACUUGGACAGACAAAAGGACUUGGAGGUGCUGGAGUCGGUCCUGCGGUCCAGGGCCCCGGACGGUGACACUCAGGAGGCCUGGGAAAGUCGCGGCGGCGUUAACCCGUCCACCUCGCGCUCGUCCUCUGGUCUGAGCCGGCAGGAACGCAGCAGGCAGCUGUGGGACGACAUCAGCACGGUGGAGGAAGACGCCAGUAAACUCAACGCCCUGCAGCUUCGCCUGGACGAGUCCCAGAAAGUCCUGCUGAAAGAAAGAGAAGACAAGCUCGCACUGAGUAAGAGCAUCGAGAGGCUGGAGGCUGACCUCACUCAGUGGAAAUUCAAAUACGAGGAGCUCAGCAAGACUAAACACGAGACCCUCAAACAGCUGAACCUGCUGAAGGAAAUGCACCAGGAUGAACUCGGCCGCAUAUCUGAAGACUUGGAGGACGAACUGGGAGCCCGGACCAGUAUGGACAAGAAGCUAGCUGAGCUACGAGCUGAGAUGGAGAGGCUGCAGGUGGAGAACGCCGCAGAGUGGGGGCGCAGGGAGCGCCUGGAGACGGACAAACUGGCCCUGGAGAGGGACAACAAGAAGCUGCGAGCUCAGGCCGAAGACCUAGAAGAGCAGCUGGCCAAGAAACGGCGGCAGGCCGCCUCCGCACUCGACACCGACCUCAAGGCCAUCCAGACGGAGCUGUUUGAGAGGAACAAGGAGCUCGCUGACCUUCGCCAUGUUCACUCUAAGCUGAAGAAGCAGUACCAGGAGAAGAUGGUGGAGCUUGCCCAUGCCAACCGGAGGGUGGAUAGCCACGAGGCCGAAGUCAAGAAGCUACGACAGAGGGUGGAGGAGCUGAAGAAAGAGCUGGGACAGGCGGAGGAUGAGUUGGAUGAGUCCCAUAACCAGACCAGGAAGCUGCAGAGGUCUCUGGAUGAGCAGGUCGAGCAGACUGAGAACCUGCAGGUACAAUUGGAACACUUACAGUCAAGACUGCGGCGGCAGCAGCAGAGUCCUGGUCUGUUUGGGAAAAUACGUUCGGCUCGGUUCAGCCCAGAAAACCCAGCAGACGGUCAGACCAGCGACCUGGACGAGGAGGAGGAGGAACUGCAGCUCCAGAUCCCAUGACACACACACACACACACACACAUAUACAUAUAGUGAUACAGGAUAUACUUAUACAGACAUCAGCAGACACAUAAUCAAGUUAAAUACUGAUGCUCCUGGGGGAAACUUUGUAUCUCUAGGAACGGUGACAGUUGUGCAACAGGAAGCAGCCGUCUUCUGCUCAACCAGCAAUAUCUCAAAAGACCUCUCUCAGGGUGUUUUCACACUUAGUCCCUCUGAGCCUUCCAAACGAACUCAGAGCGAUUAGUCAGCAUGGUGGUCAGAGUUCGGUUCGCUUCAUGUCCGUGUUGCAGUUCGCUCAACCUGUACAUUGUGAUCACAAAGCGCUCCAGGUUUCGCUUUAGGGAUGUCACGAGAACCGAUAACUUCGGUACCAAGUCGAUGCAAAAAUUCUGAAGACUUGACGGUACUCGUUUUUCUACAGUACGAGACUAAUGGCGUCCCGGCGUCCCAGGGACAAAAGAAAAUGUGUUUGGAUAUUGGCGAGAAACUUGAAUAAAAACAGUAGUUUAAAGGAGAUGUUUUUACAGUUUUAGAGACAUUAUGUACAUUUUACGACCACCGCUUGAGGACAGAGAAACGUGUCUUUCUGUCUGUAUCAGUUCUGCCCCCAAAUGCUCGUUAUGAUUGUAAUAAUUGAAGACAAAACACAUUAAUAAUUGCAUUGAUUGCACAGGCAGGACAUCCUAAAACACCGUAAAACACCGUAAAACACCGUAAAACACCGUAAAACACCGGUGGCAGCAACUUGACGAAAGCUUUGCAUUUUCCAUAUAUGUUUAUGGGCUUAAUUAAUUUAUUUCAUUAGGACUAUGUGGUGUCUGAGCUCCAGUGAAACUACAGUGUGAACAGAAAGAGGACUGAGGCCCCAUCAGGGCUGAAGUGGACCAGAAACAGAACCGAGUCCCUUUUCUGUUGGUCCACUUUAAGAGGACUGAGUUUGGUUGGGUUAAAAAGGACUAUGUGUGAAAACACUCUAACAUUAUGGGUAUUUUACUCAGAGUCAAAUCAAAAGGUCAAUAUCACUUUAAUGUCUCUGUUGGGAUGCAGAUGUUAAUGAUCAAUAAUCAAAUUAACCUUAAAAUCAAAGCACGCCAAGUCAAACAAAGAGAGAAACCACACAGUUGUUCAUCUGAACGAGGUGAUGUGACAGAGUUUCCACCCAGCAGCAAUAUGACAAACACUAACCCUUACACGCACACAUUCCCAUACACACUAAGACACACUCAUACUAUAUAGACACACACACAGCUACGAGAUCAAACCCAGCAGGGAGGCGUGUGACUGACAUUAACGGGAUGUCCGGACAGUGGGACGCUGAAUGAAACGGAUCUUUCUUCAGCUUCCACCAAAAACCACUCCAGCCGAGGCCGACGCUCAUUCUUACCUCAUAUCAUCACAAGCGUUUCACCACCUGUCCCAUCUGAACUGUGCUACUGUGGUCAACAAGCCUCAAACCCACAUCCACAUCACCAGUACAUACAGCCGUCAGCUGUGAGGAAAAAGGCCUUUCGUGAUAUUGUUGAUAUAUCACAAAGGGAGUAGCAGUCAUUUUAGGGAAUUUCUCCCAAAUAUCGAAGAUUCAAAAUCUAUUUUCCCACGAAUCUAAAGAUCACAACCACUGCUGGAGCACACUGCACCAUGUUUAGCCUCAUUAUAGCUGCAAGCUGGACAGAGUUACAGCAGCGGCGCCGGAAUGAGUUUUGAGGGGGAGGCAGCUUUGGAUGACGUAAUACAGUGUUUGCUAUCGGAUCUUGAGAGACUGUGGUGUGGUGCUUCCCCCAGAAGAAAAUCUUGAACGUAAUAAAGUUAAAUGCAUCAAUCUGGAGCACUUUGAGAGCAACAUUACGAGGCUAGAUCUAUGAAGAACUUGUAUGGUUGUCUGGUUAUGAAUGCUGAUGGCAAGAAGUCACACAUCAUAAGAACAAUAUACGAAACGGUGAGAGAGGGCACUCUGUGCAGCGAGAACUCCACGACCCCGGGCAGUGGCGAGGUCCGAGCGAGGGGUGCUGUAAAACUCACUGUCGGGCCUCUCCAAGCAGACGUAGAGUCAGUCGCGGCGCACCAAACGAUGCGUCCGGCAUCGUAACUGAAACUGUAGCGUGCUGGAUGUCAGAUCACUUUGAUUUCAUUUUAAUUGGGCUACACAAAUUGGAUAAAGAUCCACACUCUGCUCCGCCGAUUGCAAAACGUGGAUAAACAGAUUCAGUGCUUUUUUGGGGGCGUCAACUUUGCGUUUACGCACGUAUUGUCUGAAAGAAAUAGACUUGAAGCGUAAAUAAAGGCUUUCAGUUCAGGUUGCCGUUACGUGAGACACAGCUGAGAUGAAGCCGUGCAGACAGCACAGAAGCGGUUUCAGAUCAUGGAUGGAUGGAAAAUCUGUAGUUCUUCCUGCAUCCAGCACCGUCAUUCGACGGGACAGCGAUGUAGUUGGUGGUAGUGAGAACUACAGAUUUCUAGUGUCCGCCUCUAGGUAACCAGGGAGCGUGCUCUAGCUGCCACUCAAAAACAGAACUUCAUGUUCUCUUUGCUUGUAUUGUAAACAAUGAAAAUGGCUUCCCGAAAUAUGAGUGCAGAGAGAUAUUAUAGACGAGGAUACAUUUUACAGUGUUUUGUCUGACUAUAGAUAUUCAGCCGGAUUUAUUGAAGCCAGAGUAAUGCGCGCAAUGCAUCCUGGUACAUGUUGGCAAUGCCAGCUAAAUCCUUCUGAAUUCUCCUUCACAUCCUUCCUUGACCUCAUGACGUUUUCCAACGAGGUCAAGGAAAAGUGGUUCGGACAAAGACAUUAGGACGUCAUUUUUUUUACUUUUCGACCGCAGCCUAGUAUUGCGAUACUAUUGAAAGCUUUUCAACAGUAUACAGUACUAUAGUACACACACACACACACACACUGGUGGAACCAAACCUUUCCAGACAGCAAAGGGUAGAAAUACAAAGUUGUGUUGUUCUGUCCUCAGUUUGUUGGUGCAGGAGAGAUCUGGAUGCAGUGUUUAUGCUGAGUAUUCAGUCAUGUUCCUGGUGGAAAAUCCCACAAAUCCCAAGUAUUUAUGUCCAGUAAUUCCCUCAGGACCGUAGCAGUAUUUAGACAUCAUGGGAUAAUGAACCACUCAGUGAGACCCAGACCAGUAAAACUCCUGCAGGCUCCUUUCAGACGGCCCCUGUAUUCAACAGUAGGGGAGUUCUGGACACGCUGGGUGUUGGACCGUUAAUUUAUUUGUACACGGCUGGACUAAACCUCCCACCGGUGAAAGAGCUCCAGUCCAGCAGUGGAUACACGCAACAGUGAAAGCAAUAAAACAUUCAUUUAUCUUCCGCCACCAUCCGCCGUCACCGUCGGCCUCGGCCUCCGCUCUGACGCUGGAACGGGACCAAGAUAUUUUUACUGAUCAGGAUUCUGAACUAUUUAUGUUGUCGUUGUUAUGGUUUAGUUUUUAUAAAUGAUCUGUACCACAGUGGUUUUGUAUUAGCUCUAUAAAUGUCAACUGUACAUAUAAAGAAAGGAGAGUCUCUGUCUUUAUUCUCCGUCCUGGAUGUGUUCAUAAUGACGCUUUUAUUUUGAAGAACUUUCCAGCGCUGCCUCGCUAACGUCACAGUUCUCCUCAAGGUUUCUCUAAAAACGUACACUUUUCCUAAAUAGGCUGGGCGAGUGAUUUCUCACGGACCAGCAGGAAGUUGAUGAAGUUGCCAUGGUGAUGUUGGUGAUGCUCAUGCUUAGGUUAAUCAAAUCUUAAUUGCAAUUCAGACACGUAUUGUCUGGAUAUUUCCAGUGUGUUCAUUGAACAUGAAAACGUGGAUUGGGAGGAGAAACUCUUGUUAGAUGAAUCUAACGAAAUGGACGGAGUCUCUGUCCGUCUGUCCGUCCUUUGAUUUUCUCCUCAACCGUUGAA
Sebastes umbrosus (honeycomb rockfish) is the source of this 5993-nucleotide messenger RNA. It is a transcript of the gene ccdc102a, whose product is annotated as coiled-coil domain containing 102A. The transcript has 10 exons. NCBI's taxonomy places the organism in Eukaryota, Metazoa, Chordata, Actinopteri, Perciformes, Sebastidae. Bases 262 to 2106 code for a protein of 614 amino acids. The record is from RefSeq and is a predicted model, not a curated record. Gene Ontology annotation, cellular component: myosin complex.